This is a messenger RNA of Prorocentrum cordatum, 1554 nucleotides long. NCBI's taxonomy places the organism in Eukaryota, Dinophyceae, Prorocentrales, Prorocentraceae. The record is from the annotation of a GenBank genome assembly.
UCAUUUGCAUCACGCGCUCGACGUGCAGGCCACCUCCACAGAACGGAGUCGCCAGGGAGGAUGUUUGGCGCCCUCGGGCUCUUUCUCGUGCUGGGUGUUGGUGGCGUCCUUGCCGCUCGCAUUGAUCAUGCCUAUGCUGGGUUGGAAGGGUCUGCCAUCGAGGAAGCCCUCGGCCGCCUCAAUGUCAGCGGAACUGGUGCGGUGGGCAGCCACACAUCUUUUUUCAUACCAGAUUGGGCGAUUAACCAACUCAUUCAUCAUGCAAUCGAUCAGGCGGACGAGUGGGGUUGGGAGGCAAUUGCUGACGCCGCGCAAAGCCAGGUGGGGUUGAACUUGGCUGGCCAGACCUAUCUGGAGGUUUCCAUCGCGUUUGGUUUAUUGGCUGGGCAAUUCACUUCGAUCCGUGCGCACAUGCAGGAUUCGGGUAAGUUUCCCCAGCUAUCCGACGAGUGGUAUAUGGGAGUCCACUUCACAGCGCAGCAGCAUGUAAAUAAUGACCAGGCUACCAUUGAGCGGGUGGCCGAUAUGGCCUUCGUGUAUUACGAGGCCGCCAAGAGAAGGAAAGACAUCCCCCAGAAGCUGUUCAUUCACAACCAGCACCAUAUGCAGGCCGCCGUGGACUCCCGUCUGCCAGCGGUGCGGCAGCACCUUGAGGGCCUGGCCAGCCUGAGCUCGGCUCCAGUGCUUGCCCGAGUUGCUCGCAAAGCCUUGGCCGUUGCGAAUGUUGACAUCAGGUUGAGCACAAGACGGUCCACCACGAUGAUGAUGCAGGCCAUCGAGGCAAAUGCAGACGGUCCUCUGCAAAUCGACGCGUCGGGCCUGGAUCCUGGCAACCCGUGGAGGGACCUACGAUUCACGCAUGUAUCUCGCACAGAUCCAGGGCAGGCUCCGUCAGAUAAUGGAGGGCCCUUCAGGGUUAACCAGAGGCUCGAAAAGUGGACUGCGAGGAACAGAUGGACACUGAGAGUGGGGCAGGGUGAAGCCAGCCAAAGUAACGAAUCUGAAUGGUUAUUGUGGAGCCGGGAGGGCUCAGCUGCCGACCAACUCUCCAUCGAUGGUGGUUGGAGUUGGCUGAAGUGGAGUGGCUGGUGUGGACCCUUGGGUAGCUUCAUCUCCCAGGAUCUCCGCACCAUCAUCGAGGUCUCUACCAGUGGCUCCUAGCUCGAGGUAGGCAAGACGGCGCCCAUGCCGUUGAUUCUUCCCCUGCCAGCGGACAGGAGCCGGCACCGCGGGGAGAGCCUCGGCGAGGAGGCUGCUGCUGUCCCGGGCUCGUGGGCGAGAGCCUGCCCAGAGCCCGAGCUGCGCCGCGGGACCCAGACCUCCUCGUUUUUCCCUGUUUUCGGCCUCCGAGGGCCCUUCCUGGGCCUCGGAGGGCUACUUGCCUGCUGGGCCACCUAUCGUUGACUGUCGCCUCUUCGCACCUCUGUCAUUGGAACCUGUCACUGGCUUAAUUUGUUGUCAGUGUGGCUAAGUCCGCGCAUGCAUCCCGCACACGAUUUCGAACAUUUUCAGCAGGAGCGCUGCAAGCCCAGAUCUUGAAGUCCGCCCAGCGCA